GAUUUCACCGAGCGUAAUCAGUUUACGUUCGCUGUUGACUUGUCAGUUGUGAACAGUCACAUUUUGUCGUUUUCAUCGAAUCAUUCACAUUUCUUCAAUUAAAAUAUUCAACAACAGAAUCGAAAAUGGUCUCCAACACCGUGUCGUCCCUGACGAUUUUAUUAUCGUUGAUCUCUGUGGGUCUUUGCAACGUCUGCUCGUCUCCUGAGGUGGUUACCACAUCGUUCACAACUCAAGAUGCUACGAUUGUCGCCAAUAUCGCCUACAUCGGCGAGUUUUCCAUCAAAUGUGGCACUGGAUCUGCAGGUAAUCUGUACGCAGAAGUCGACGACAACAUCGUACCCGUAUCCAUCAUUGGCAGCAACCAGUACCAGGUGAGCUGGACUGAAGAUACCAAAACCGCGCGCAGCGGCGACCGUAAGGUGAGGAUCUUCACCGAGGAUGGUUACACCGCAUACCGUAAAGCUGUUCGUGCUGGCGAGUGCACCUCCAGCAUUGAGUCUCUUACUGAAAUUGUUGUCAACCACCCAGGUGCUUUCUAUGGCCCAUGGUUGAAGAGUGAAUUUUUGGCUAUUGUUAUGUCCAUUGUUGUGGCAUAUGUGGCUAUUAGUUCUAAGUCCAAGUUGUCUUCAUAAGAUUCAUAGCGAAAUAAAUUAUUAAUUUUGUAUGUAAAAAUAAAUAUAAACUUUAUAUUAUA
This is a messenger RNA of Dalotia coriaria, 697 nucleotides long. RefSeq names its product Translocon-associated protein delta (gene Tapdelta). The transcript has a single exon. The coding region runs from base 126 to 635 and encodes 169 amino acids. Gene Ontology annotation, cellular component: membrane; endomembrane system; endoplasmic reticulum. NCBI's taxonomy places the organism in Eukaryota, Metazoa, Arthropoda, Insecta, Coleoptera, Staphylinidae. The record is from RefSeq and is a predicted model, not a curated record.